UUAACAAAUCUCUUCUUGUACCAUCCUCACUCAAUCCAUGGCUUCCAGUGCACCCAAGCUCAAAGUCUUCUUCAUCCCCUUCUACGCCACCGGCCACAUGCUCCCUUUCCUCGACCUCGCCUUCCUCUUCUCCACUCGACCUGACAUCGAAACCACCCUCCUAAUCACGGCGGCCAACGCCUCGCUCCUCCAGCCGACCAUCGACAGCUAUGGCCAACGCAUCAAGCUCCUUCUUUUCCCCUUCCCCUCUGCCGAAUCCGGUCUCCUCCCUGGCCAAGAGAACGUCUCCUCCAUCCCCUAUGCCGACAUCUACAAGAUGUGCACUGCCGCUGACUUCUCCCGCGACCCGAUCGAGACCCUCCUCCGCCUCCACAGCCCGGACGCCGUAGUCUCCGACAUCUCGUUCUCGUGGAUGUCUUCGCUCGCUAGCGAGCUCGGCAUCCCCAACGUCAUCUUCCACGUCAUCGGCGUGUUCCCUCAGCGAGUCAUGGAUGCCCUCCAUCGAGCUCGCUUAUAUGACACAGAGGACACCUCCGACGAGGCCAUCACAAUCCCCAACCUCCCGGGUGAGAAGCAAAUUACAAUGCCUAGAUCGGAGCUUCCGUGGUUCGUGCGGAAGCCGACGCAGCUCACCCACCACUGGGCGAGGAUGAAGGCAGCAAACGCGGAGAGCUUCGGUGUUGUGGUAAAUACGUUCUGCGAGAUGGAGCCAGAGUUCUGCGAGGAGUACCGGAGGACGGUGUGUCGAAAGGCGUGGUUUGUGGGUCCCGUUGCGCUCGCAGCAGCAAGAGCCGGCGGAAAGAAGGCGGCGGUGGCGGGGCGGAAAACGAGACGGCUCCGUCGUGUAUGUUUGUUUCGGGAGUUGGUGCAACUUUACCAAGCAACAACUGGCGGAAAUUGCCUCGGGACUGGAGAAGUCCGGGAAGGAGUUUUUAUGGGUGGUAAGGGGAUUGAAGGACGGUACGGUUACCGGGGAGGAGUGGAUCCCGAACGGUUGUGA
Molecule: messenger RNA, 1000 nt
Organism: Asparagus officinalis (garden asparagus)
Lineage: Eukaryota; Viridiplantae; Streptophyta; Magnoliopsida; Asparagales; Asparagaceae
Product: anthocyanin 3'-O-beta-glucosyltransferase-like
Exons: 1
Coding region: 38-1000 (320 amino acids)
Source: RefSeq, a predicted model, not a curated record